CGCGAACAAGAGACGACUUCGGAUUAUACGCGCAUCCUCGCGCGUCAUACAUCAUUGUAUUACGUAUACUCGCUUCUAGCGUCUUCCUAGAAGUUUUGGGUCGGCCUGCAUAUCUAAAGCACAGCACACAUCACACAGCUCAAACAUGAGAUAGAACAUCAUACCUCAGAAGCCCGAUUCCUAAUCCACCUCACCUUACCUCCUCUAGCGACGAUGUUUCAGGUCCCUAGCGAUCCUCCAUCCACUCCAAACUCGCGCAACGAGGGCUCCAUUUUCCCGUCCACGACACCUGCCGGUCCACCACCUUCCAACUACACGAAUAACUCGUUUACGCCUAUUGGUGCACCCCCUUCAACAGUGUUUGGCAGUUCCCAGCUCAGGAGUGGUGCUGGCAACACCGGUAGAUCAGCGUACAAUGCGCCGGGCCGGUUUGGAAAUCAGUUGUUUGCGAAACAUGGACAGCCUAUAUUCGAAAGUGGAAAUGGCAGCAAGUUCGAAGCUCUAGGUAGUAGUCCACCGAAGGGAGGACGAUUUGCGCAAUACGAAGAUGACGAGGAUGAUGAUGAAGACGAUGAAGACGCCGAGGGUGAAGAAGAUGAGAUUGGUCAAGAGAUGCAGGAUGCACUGGAUCAAAUGGACGAAGGUGUCCAUCCUAUACCACGUUGGAACCUCGGCGAGGUUAAUGCGUCACACUCGAUACCCAACAAUGGGUUCAAUAUGUCAACUGCUUCGAGCCUUUUCGACCCUCCAGGCUUACAAGACUCAAUGAUGAGAGAGCCGCUGAGUCUACCUAUGCAGAGCGUGGAAACACAUAUACGGACAUCGCAGGACAAGUAUGAUUUUUCGAAGCUCGCGCUGGGCUUGGCAUCUCAGAAGACCAUGACUGAGAUGUACGAGGCCGACGAGUUGAUCUUAGAGCAGGAGGAUCUAUUCCAAGAGCUGUAUGGAGCUCUUGCGGCCGAGAACACCGCUACGGCCACGCGAAUGCUCCAUACCCUUUCUAGAGAGCUCCCAAGAAUAUGGACACCGCAAUCGCUUCAGUCGCAAGCUUUGUCCAAGUCAGAAGCUAAGCAACGGAAGACAUUUCAGAAAGCAAACUAUAUAGCCUCUCUUCUCCUUCAACUGUACCAUCCCCCCCAUUUCCCUACGCGACAAGAACUUGGGGCUUCCCUUUUCGGUCGAUCGUCCACGAACUCACCUUCUGGCGAAGUUCCUGUUCCCAAGGUGCUCUUAGAUUGGCUCAACAAUCAUCACAUUACCUGGGCAACGGAGCUUGAUGCAGUCCUUGCACAAGGCAGAAACUUCUCGUCCAGUCCCUCGUUCUGGGAUGCUGUGAUGACCUCUUGCUUGAGAGGCAAAUUUGAGGAUGCCAUCAAGUUGCUGCGCGAUGCCAACUUCUCCUUGGCACACACUUCCAUUCAGGAUGGAAGCAAUACAACAGGCUACCGUGGUGCCGACUUAGCCACGAUUGAUAAAGUCAUCAACGAUGCCAUUAUCGCCAUUGAAGGGUGUCCAGCUAUCAAACACGGCGACUGGAAUGUGAAGGGUGAACGGUGGAAGAUAUAUCGUCGGAUGGUAGCACAAGCAAUACUUUCCUUAAGAGAAUACUCUGAGGGUUCUAGUUACGACCGUUCGGCCAUGAGACCAAGUAAAGGGCCUAGUGUCAGUGCCGCCAGCAGAAGAGCUGAAAGCAAGGUGCCAUGGACUGUAUAUGAGAACCUCCUCAUCGUGUAUGAGCAUCUCCUCGGCAACUCUGAAGAGCUUAUCAGUAGCUCUACAGAUUGGGUAGAAGCAACUGUCGCCUUGACAGCUUGGUGGGAUGGAGAGGAGGACCAGGAGGUGCCCUACGGCAGCAUGGUCGCCAGUCGACUUUCUCUAUCAAGAUCACACCAUGGACGGACAUCAGAUGAUGCACCAAAAAUGGCCUAUCGCCGUAGACUCAGUGCUGCCUUUAGUCAGGUCAUCAACACAGAAGACGAAGAAUUCGAGAUCAAUCCCACAGACAGUACGCAAGUUGCUUUAGCCUGUGUUUUUGAGGACAGAUUAGAAGAGACUCUUUCAAUUUUGCGAUGUUACUCUAUUCCGGUUGCUGCUGCAGUCGAACAGAUUGCAAGCAUAGGAAAAUGGGGCCAUUCUGCUUCACGGGACAUCAUGAAGGGAUUUGACAAGAGCGACUUGAUGGUGUUGAGCCUUGGCAGAGAACAGUCAAACGGCGGGCUUGGCGAGGUAAUCAAAGACGAGCAAUUAAUUAUUUACGCGGAGUGUCUAUCUCAGAGAGACGUACUCUUCGAAGAGCAGGUCGAGAAGGAAGGCUGGCAGCUCGCAAUACAAGUCCUCAGUCGUCUAGAUAAUGUCGAGGCUGCCAAUAACGCCAUUACAGACUUAUUGGAAAGUCUGGAACUCAAUUCUACGGACCGCGUAGACAAAGUUGUUGUACAACUCAAUGAGAUGGGCUUCGCUGAGCAGGCCAACUCGGUUGCGGAGCGUUACGCCGACACUACCGCCUCGAAUACGUACGAAUACGGCACAACUUUGAUCUACUACGCUCGCGCUCGAAACGUCAAGAAGCUUCACUCGAUUCUCGAUCUUCUGAUCUCUCUGUCCCUUGUUAAUUCCACAGCAUACCCACCUCGAACAGAACUGGACUUACAUCUUCAAUCUCUUCUUCUAAGUCCAAAGAAGACUCUUGGUAGCCUUUCUCUCAUUGACCAAGAUGCUGCUGAACUUCUUGCGAGCUCCCUAUCAGGCUACGCCACCGUCCGCAAGUUCUACGACCUACGUGAUGAAGACAUAUAUGCCUCGACCACUGGUACAAAACCUGCACAUCGCAUCUUGGCCCGUCAACGUGCUGCGACAGAUGCCCUGAUGACUCUCAUUGCCUCCGCAUCCACACCUAUCCGCGGUGGUCUCUACGAUCCCGACUCCGAAUCCGUCUUACAAGUAGACGGCCUUCUUGUGCUCCUCGGCGAAGCUCUUCCCCUCCUCAAAAUCGAACCUUGCCCGGUCAGCAUGUCUCACCUAAACACACUACUCGCCGCAACCGAAGACAUUGUAUCCUCACCCAGUCUCAUCCGUGAACAGUGCGAGGAAUGCUUGCGCAGUACACUUGCUACAGCACAUGGGGCCGCUGAGAUGAGCGAUCCACGCGAUCUCCUGAAGAAGAGCGUCUCUGCGUUGAGUGAGAAGACCGGGACGACAGCAAGCUCGCAGUUCUCACUUGUCGGAAGCAGUCUGCUAAGUCGAAGCGGCGAGAACAGUGCUAUCUUGACAGGACGGACGUGGGACUGGAGGAGAGGGUUCAAGCCGGAUACUAGACUCUCUGAUGUUAUCAGUGUUCUCCGAGUCACCGUUGCCGAUGUGGUGGCGAAGGCAUGGAUUGAGGAUGACGGGUUCGAUGAGUAUGCUUAGCGAAUACUGUCUAGAGAAGCUCAAAAAGGGGGCUUAGGUAUUGGAGCGAGUAAACUUGUAGCAUAUUGUCAUAGAAUAGCGAAGUGUUGUAUCGUACUAACAGUCAUCAUACCUUUAAAACGCUGAUUAGACGCAUCUUGACCGAAGUAUAUUCGGUCGCGGCAAAUAAAGUCGAAACGACGGCGUCUAUCCAGCUUCUACGCGAAUGUGUCUAGACAAGACAAUAAUCUAGUAAUUACGACCGCUGUCUACC
Pseudovirgaria hyperparasitica is the source of this 3661-nucleotide messenger RNA. RefSeq lists its product as uncharacterized. Gene Ontology annotation, cellular component: nuclear pore outer ring. The transcript has 2 exons. Lineage: Eukaryota; Fungi; Ascomycota; Dothideomycetes; Acrospermales; Acrospermaceae. The record is from RefSeq and is a predicted model, not a curated record. Gene Ontology annotation, biological process: protein import into nucleus; mRNA export from nucleus; positive regulation of DNA-templated transcription. Bases 214 to 3408 code for a protein of 1064 amino acids. Gene Ontology annotation, molecular function: structural constituent of nuclear pore.